UGCCGCGGUUACUCCACAACUUGCUAAUGUCUGAACCUGAUUUCGCUCAAACACGCAAGAAAAAAAGACGAUUGAAACCACUGACGGUUGAAGGGAAUCCAAGUACGCAGCUUGAAGACUCCAAGUCUGCAAGUGCGAGCAAAGAAAAGAAGAAGAAAACGAGGUCACGUGACGCACAUGAAGUGUCCCAUAUUGCAGACGAAGCUCCAGAAGAAAGUGCCGGAACGUCUUACCGGGAGGACGGCACGGUUGUAUUCGAAGACCGAGUUGACGAUACAGACAAAAUGCAAAAAGUGAGAAAGAAGAAACGCCAGAAUUCAAUCUUAGCUCCUGAUGAUGAGGUUGGAGAGAAGAGGAGAGCCGAAGAAAGACUUGAAAAGACAGAGCCACAGUUGAGAAGGCAACUGCCACCAGCUCCAGGUACUACAGCUGAGAUCCAAGCUGGUGAGCGGGAUCAUGUGCAGUUGGGUAGGUCUGCUUCUAGUAGAAAACCAAGGAAACAACCGAAGAAACUUUCAAGACGACAAUCAGCUGUUGGUCCGGAAACUACUGAAAUGGAUGACAUGUUUGCUGGUGAAUAUGAAAUAUCGUCAGAAGACAUUAUAGCUGGAGAUGUAAGGAAAGCUUCUGCAAUACAACCAACUCGGUCUCUUCCGACUAGUCAGCCUAUAGGAAAGGUGUUUGUCGAAAAGAAAGAUGGGAAAGGGUUUGUUACUCAGAGUCGACAAGCUUUGACAGAGACGAAUGAUGAUUUACAGCCAGAUGAAGAGCUUAUUAUUGUUGACAAAACAACAUCAGAAUUUGCUUUGCAAGUCGUCAGCUUGUUUCGCUGGUUUGCCUUUCUUUGUCAUGGAUUGGCUGCAGGUUUUGGUCUUUGGCAGUGUGUCGGUGUCUAUCAGCUGGAUGCGGCCGCAUCAAGUGAUGGAGAUUUCCUCGGCUUAUAUGAGAAUACUAGUCAAGUGACACAGUCACUGUACUACUUCUUGUUUGCAGUGUGCUGCGUCUCAGUUCUUGAAAGCUAUGAGUCUGUUCAUGCUCAUUCCACCAGUAGUUUCUUUCGGAAGUUCCAACUCAGGCCAAGUUAUUGUCUAGCUGUCGUUAUUUAUGUGGUUGGCCUGGUAGUUACACUUGCUGUUGCUAAUACUGACUACAGAAUUAAACUGUAUGACGAAAGGCCGGAUCUUUGGACGGAUGUUUUGACAACAAUCUCUCCCUCAUCAGAUCAGUGUGCUGUUCGUGUGAACGAUAUUUGCUACCAAACAAGAGGCAGUAGCUCAAGGCUUACAAUCUGGCGAGCGCUGAAUACUGUGCGCGGUAUAUGUGCUAUUCUGGGGUGGUUAUUAGUGUCGUCACAAUCUGAUAAAACUCACACACCAGACCAUCUAUUUCGUUAUCAAUCAGACACACUUAGAAAAAGUCCAAUAGCUGACGUAUGA
This is a messenger RNA of Corticium candelabrum, 1436 nucleotides long. RefSeq names its product transmembrane protein 237-like. The transcript is spliced from 11 exons. Gene Ontology annotation, cellular component: ciliary transition zone. The coding region runs from base 27 to 1436 and encodes 469 amino acids. The record is from RefSeq and is a predicted model, not a curated record. NCBI's taxonomy places the organism in Eukaryota, Metazoa, Porifera, Homoscleromorpha, Homosclerophorida, Plakinidae. Gene Ontology annotation, biological process: cilium assembly.